AUGCUUAUCAGUCUCUGCAUGUCCUUUGCUGGCUCUUUCUCGUUAUUGCUUUGCAUUGCUGUUCUAUCUUCACUGAUCGCAGCAGUAUGCAUUUUAUGGAAUCUGCACAAGAGACGUACUACCCUGGUGGGUGUUCCAUGGCUUUUCCGCAGCAAGGGAAUUUUCGCGCAAGGGGCAGAGCGACUUUUCAAUAUCGACCCGACGAGCUAUAUACAGGAAGGCUAUCUUAAGCACUGCAAAUCCCAUUCAAAGCUGCCAUUCGUCCUGCCCAACGUACUGGAAAGGGACCCGGUGAUAAUCCCCAAGGAUUAUGUCGACUCUCUUCUUUAUGCUAAAGAGAGUCAAGUGAGCUUAAAGGCCAGUGUUUCCGACGUCUUUCAGGUUGCCUAUACGUCCCACUCCUCGGCACUCGGCGAUUUGUAUGACAUCGUGGUGAAAUUGAUGGGAAAAGAUAUAACAAACCUCCUUGAUUCCGAGUCCGUCGCUGAGGCCUUGUCUCACGAAGCGCGAGCCAGCCUUUUAGAACAAUGGGGUGACGACACAGAGAAUUGGGUUGAAGUCCCGUUGAGUUCGAGCGUCUCAAUAAUGUGCGGCAGAUUGGUCAACUUGCUUGCAGUCGGGCCUGAAAUGUGUAACAACCCCAACUUCCUACAUGCCAUUAUUCGAACUUCAGAGAUCAUUGUCUACGGAUCGAUCAUAGUCAAGUCUAUUCCUGGGGCUUUGCGUCUAUGCAUAGGUCCUCUCAUUAGAUUAGCAAGCCGGUGGUAUCAAGGACUUAUUUUGAAUGCACUUCGGCCACUUCUAGAGCAGAAAAUGGCAGAGCAUGAAAAUGUAGGAAACUCCAAGGUGUCUACAUUUCUAGAUUGCUUAAUGAACAUUGCACACAAAGGCAAGACGACAAUCAAGUGGCGGCCAGAGGAGUUUACGUAUCCGAUCUUCAUGUUCACGUUCCCCGGCGUGCAUUCAUCUGGUGUCCAAGGCUACAGCUUCUUUCUGGAUCUUCUCAGCAGUCCCCCGAAGGAAGCCGUAUGGGACAUCCUUCUCGAAGAGAUACAGUCUCUCCAUGAUCGUGGUCGGGGGAUAUGGACAGCCGGGGAUCUUGAUCAAGCGGUUCUCCUGGACAGCGCCAUCAAAGAAAGUCUUCGUCUCAAUGGGCUCAGUUCUCUUACACCUAUAAGAAAGGUGGUUGAUACCAACGGCUUUACUCUACCAAACGGCCUUCAUAUCCCUUGCGGAACCUGCAUCGCCAUUCCCCAAUUCUCCAUCCACCGUGAUCCAGAACUGUACCCCAGCCCGCAUGAAUAUCAGCCGUGGCGUUUCUCUCAGUCAUUGGACAAGGACACAUCCAUGACAGAGACUAGUGGUACCUUUCUGACAUUUGGUCACGGACGCAGGACCUGCCCAGGUCGGUAUAUCUUCAGCCAUAUUUUUAAGCUGUUGACUGCAGAGAUCCUGCUCAACUAUGAAAUCAAACCAAUACCGUCGCGGCCCAAGACAACUCGAUUCGGCAGGUUCAUGAUACCAUACAAAGGGCUCAUGGUUAGUGUCAGGAGACGAAAAUCCAAGGUCUACAACUGA
Messenger RNA from Talaromyces atroroseus, 1578 nucleotides. RefSeq lists its product as hypothetical. The transcript has 7 exons. The record is from RefSeq and is a predicted model, not a curated record. Bases 1 to 1578 code for a protein of 525 amino acids. Gene Ontology annotation, molecular function: oxidoreductase activity, acting on paired donors, with incorporation or reduction of molecular oxygen; monooxygenase activity; iron ion binding. Lineage: Eukaryota; Fungi; Ascomycota; Eurotiomycetes; Eurotiales; Trichocomaceae.